CUCAUUGCAUCGUGUCUUAGUUGUUAAGUAGCUCUGGCUGUGUCAACAGCAAAUCAGCCAAUUCAAUAACCAUCAAGAAUAUCAGGAAAUUCAGUUAGAAUCACAAAAUUUCCUCGGGUGCUCAUCGAAUUUGCGCGGUGAUGUGACAAAGUGUGUUGAAAGUGAGUCUGAAAGCGUGAACUUUGCGUGAAGAAAUGCAUUCCAUAAGCUCAAAGCAGGUGAUUCUUGUGUGGAGUUUCCUCUUGUUGUCGGCACGAGCUCAACAAGUGCUAACGACGCCCUGUGCGGAUGUCUUUGAGUAUGAGAGCAUUUCGUCAAAUAACGAGCAGUGGAACGGCGUGUUACACUUGAGGACCAAUGUUAUGCUUCACGGAGUGUUCAUUGAUGUUAUCUUGGACUCGAGGGCGCACAGUCUGGGCGCCAACUACAGAUUCAGCAUCACCACAUUGGACAACACGGAGUACAGACUCGACGACAGGACAUACAAAUUGCGUCCCAGUGAGCAAACGGAUGUGAGAUUCUAUGUGCGCUACAAUUCAUAUCACGCCCCAAAAGUCAUAUCGGUCAGACUCAAUGGACAGCGAAUCUGUCCUGAUCACGUCACAACAACUGAACCCAUUCAGACAGUUCGGUCAGUUCAGAAGUCAUCUGCUGAUAUCGCAAGGGACACAGCGCUGUACUACGAAGUUGUAGGAUCGACAAAUCAAAACUCUGGUUCGCGCACUUCCAACAAAGAUCAACCCGUGACGAGCAGAGGUAUUUUCCAGAGUGACGCAAUCUUUUCAUCCGAUAGUAAUUACGCUCCUAAUCAACUAAGCACCAUAAGAUCCACAAACUCUCACACAUCCAGCAGCACACCUUACUACACCCCAACAUCUCUGACCAGUAACGAUCAGCCACUGAGACGAGACGCAAGACCAGUGAUCGCGAAUUCUGGCCGCGAUGACAUUAAUUACGAAUCCGGAAGAUCGGUGACAACCAGACCUGUGACCAAUCAAGAGAGCACCACGCGGCGGAUCCUCUUCAACCACCACAACGACGAGUAUCCCUACAAUCAAGUCAUCACGACCACGACGGAGAGUUACAGGACUACGCGCUAUCGAGACGAUCGCCUGAGAGCCGCCAACGCCAGGACAACCACCAGGAGUCCCUACUUCCAGGGCGAUCUGUCCAAGUUCAAUCCAACCGAGCGGGAUUCCGCACCGCGCCUGUCGUUCGACACGUGCGGCGAAGUGGCGCGCAAAUCAAACGCAUUAAUUGUGUCCGGGGAGGAGUCAUAUCGUGGUCAGUUCCCCUGGCACGCGGCGCUGUACAUAUCAUCGGGGCCCGAGCUGAAGUAUACCUGUGGCGGGAGUCUCAUUAACCGGCGAACCAUCCUCACGGCAGCCCAUUGUGUGGCACUGAAAGACUCCACGCGACCCAUGCAAGCCUCCCAAUUACUCAUAUAUCUGGGCAAAUACAGCCUUCUGCAGUGGAAUGGUCCUGAAGAAGAUGUCAAGGUGUCCGAGAUCAUCAUUCACCCCAACUAUGAGAAUGAGAAAUUCUACUCGGACCUGGCGAUUGUGAAGCUGAAGACGGAGGCCCGCUUCAGCGAGUACGUCCGGCCGGUGUGUCUGUGGCCCUUCAACAAAGAGCUGCGCUCGAUUGUCAAUAAAAUCGGCACAGUUCCCGGCUUUGGCUACAACGAGCACGGCAUUGUGGAUGACAAAUUGUCGCAUGUUAAUAUGCCCGUCGUCACACAUGAAACCUGCAUUUGGUCCAACAGGGACUUCUUCAGUCGUCUCACAUCAAAUGUUACCUACUGCGCGGGAUUCAAUAACGGAUCCUCAGUGUGCAAUGGAGAUAGUGGCGGAGGAAUGGUGUUCAAGGAGAACAACAAGUGGUACAUCAGAGGCAUUGUCUCAGUGAGUAUCGCUCUUCAGAAUCACUUCCUCUGCGAUCCGGAUCACUAUGCGAUCUUCACGGAUGUGGCGCAAUUCACUGACUGGAUAAGGGAUCAUAUGUAAUCAUAGUAAUAUGAAAUUAAAGUAACUGACUC
Messenger RNA from Phlebotomus argentipes, 2038 nucleotides. Its product is annotated as serine proteinase stubble-like. Gene Ontology annotation, molecular function: serine-type endopeptidase activity. The coding region runs from base 195 to 2006 and encodes 603 amino acids. The transcript has 4 exons. Gene Ontology annotation, biological process: proteolysis. Lineage: Eukaryota; Metazoa; Arthropoda; Insecta; Diptera; Psychodidae. The record is from RefSeq and is a predicted model, not a curated record.